Molecule: messenger RNA, 3915 nt
Organism: Linum trigynum
Lineage: Eukaryota; Viridiplantae; Streptophyta; Magnoliopsida; Malpighiales; Linaceae
Source: the annotation of a GenBank genome assembly
GUUGGAGGAAGGCGGUGAAGGCUCGGAUCGCUGAUGUGGCGACCUGUGAGGCGUCAGAUCGUGGAGAAAAACCACAAUCCGCGCCUCACCGCAUCGAACGGCAGCGCUGAAGGGCGCGGACGACAAGGAUCGCUGACAUGGCGGGGCGGGGCUAUCACCGCUUUUCUCUUUGGCGGUGAAGUGCCCGCGCGCGUCCACGUUGGCGAUCCGCGUCCACUUCACCGUUUUCUCCAUCAACGGUCAUCGUUGCUUCACCGUUUCCCUUAUCAACGGUCAGACAAUCACCGCUUUUGCCUAACGCGGGGAUUGCUUCACCGUUUUUGUCCAAAACGGUGAUAGCAUCACUGUUUUGGUUAAAAGCGGUGAUGCAAUCACCGUUUUGGACAAAAACGGUGAUUGUAAUCACUGUCUUACUCUUCAACAGUGAUGUUGAAACUGCUGUAUUUUGGGAAAUAAGUUUAUAAGUACAGUAAUUAGGGAAUUUUUUUAAUAAUUAGAGUAUUCUGAGAUUUUUUCCGUCGAUUCCGGAGCAUUAUCGGAAGAAGAAGCAACUGGGAAAGAAAUUCUCCCGGGAAACCAUAUUUGUAUAGUAUAGCCUAUACGAUUUAGUUGGGUAAAAUACCUUGCAUAUCACUUACGUUUGAGAAUUGGAGCAGAGAUACCACUUAAGUUUGAAUAGGGCGUCGGGUACCACUGAACUCUAUUAUUUGUGCACCCGGUAUCACUUAAGUUUAAUGUUAGGUGCAUUCCGUUAAAGUUAACAGAAUAUUCUUAGAAUAUUCUGUUUUCUAAAUUUCUUAAUUGGUCCUUCUACUUUUCUUAUUGUAAAAAAAUAUUUUGACUUAUGAAAAACAUCAAUUUUUAUUAUUUAGUUGGUAUCCUUUUUUGAAGACUUGAUACCAAAUUAAUUUUUAAAUAUAAAAUUUAGAUGAAAGACAGUGUGGUUGACCUUUUAGAUCCUUCAGUGUCUGAUCACUGUCCUGUUCUCCUAAAUACUGAUAGUCAGAUUAAGUCUCUUCCUAAACCAUUCAAGUUCUUUAAGUUUUGGAUUUCACAUCCAAAAUUUUAUGAUCUUGUUAAGGAAGCAUGGGAUACUGAAGUGACAGGUUCACCACUGGGCAGGGUGUGUAAGAAACUAAGGGUUCUUAAGAAGUUACUCAGGGAAUUGAAUAAAGAAGAAUAUUCUGACCUAAGGGAGAGAGUGAGGAUGAAGGAAAAGGAAUUGCAGAAUGCACAGGCUGUUGCUUUAGUCGAUCCAUCUUCUGAUUCUUUUGCUUUAGUAAAGGAGAAGGAAGUAGAGUUGAGAACUAUUAGGACUGCUGAAGAAUCUUUCCUCAAACAGAAGUCUAGGGACAUCUGGCUCAAGGAGGGGGAUUCAAACUCCUCUUAUUUUCAUCGAUCAUUAAAAAUUAAAAAUCAGAGGAACACUAUCAGGUCUCUUAUCAAUGAAGCUGGAGAAAGGGUGGUGGAUACUAAAAGUAUGAGUGAGGUUGCCUUGAGAUUUUAUCAGAAUCUGCUUGGUAAGGCAGAUCCUACUGUGAAAGCUGAGUCAGUGGAUUUCUUUAAGGGAUUGUUGCAAAAGACAUUCCCUAGUGAUCUUGCCAUAGAGCUGUGUAGACCUGUCACUACUGCUGAGGUUAAGAAGGUUAUGUUUGGAUUUAAAGGGGAGAAAAGUCCUGGUCCUUAUGGUUAUUCAGCCUGUUUCUUUCAGUCUGCUUGGAGUUUAAUUGGAGAGGAGAUCACUGCUGCUAUACAACAUUGCUUCUCUGUUUCUGAAGUUCCACUAGAGGUAAAUUCUACCCUCUUAUCUUUACUGCCUAAGACUAAGAACCCUGAAGAUAUGAAAAAUUUCAGACCCAUUUCUUGCUGUAAUAUCUUUAUACAAGUGUAUAGCAAAGAUAGUGUCUUCUCGUCUUAGUGAAUGCUUGCCUCAUCUGAUUAGUGAAAACCAAACAGCUUUUGUUAAAGGAAGGGUCAUAGAAGAAAAUAUCAUGCUUGCUCAUAAAAUGGUACAGAAAUAUGGUAGGGGAAAUAUGUCUUCUAGGUGUAUGGUGAAGGUGGAUUUAAUGAAGGCUUUUGACUCAGUGGAUUGGCAGUUUCUCUCAACUGUUUUAGAGGCCAUGAACAUCCCUUUAAACUUCAUUAAUUGGAUAAAAAUGUGCUUCACCACACCAAAAAUCAGUGUUGGUUUCAAUGGAGGUAUGGUUGGAUAUUUCUUGCAAAGAAGGGUUUGAGACAAGGAGACCCCCUCUCUCCUUAUCUAUUUGCUGUUGCCAUGGAAAUUUUUAGUUGUUUAAUGAAAAAAGUUGUGCAGGACAAGAGAAUGUCAUUCCAUCCAAUGUGCAAACGUACAGGCUUAACCCACCUCAUGUUUGCUGAUGAUUUAUUGAUUUUUUAUGAUGGCACUAACUAUGGUAUUCACUGUAUACAAGAGGUGCUUCAGCAGUUUAGAUUGCUUUCAGGAUUGGCUUCUAACCCAGCUAAGUGUGAGAUCUAUUGUUGUGGAUUGCCUAAGGACUGGCAGGAGAGCAUGGCUGCCAGAGCUGGUUACCAGCUAGGGACACUUCCAGUGAGUUACUUAGGAAUCCCACUAAUACCUGGAAAGUUGACUAUCAAAGCUUGUCAACCUCUAAUUGACAAAAUUACUAAAAGGAUUCAGAACUAGGGAGUGAAAACCCUGAGCUAUGCAGGCAGACUUCAACUUGUUCUCUCAGUCUUGUACAGCAUGGUCCAAUUUUGGAUGGCUGUGUUCAUUUUUCCUAAGAAAGUGAUAGUGGUUAUUGAAAAACUGUGUAGUGACUUUUUGUGGGGAGUUGGCCAGGAAGGGAAGAAAAGAGCAAUGGCAGCUUGGGGGAAGUUGACUUUCCCUAAAAAAGAGGAUGGACUUGGGUUAAGGGACUUGAAAAGCUGGAAUUUGGCUUGCAUAGUGAGGCACAUCUGGGAUCUGCUUACUAAGCAAGGCUCCCUAUGGGUUGCCUGGAUAUGGGAGUAUAGACUCCAUGUGGUUGAUUUUUGGGCCUCAACUUGUAAAACAGGGUCCUAGAUUUGGCUGAAGGUACUCAAAACAAGAGACUUAAUCAGACAUAAGCUUUCUGUUAUUGAUGGAGAAUGGUACUGGAUGGGGAAGCUUUUGAAGAAAUUCUCUACUAAACUGAUCUGGGAAGACCUCAGACCUCACAGUUCUAUGGUGUCUUGGUUUAAACUGAUCUUGAAAUCCCCUAUCAUACCAUGUAAUGAGUUUAUUAGCUGGCUGAUAAUUAACCAGUUCAUCACCACCAGUGAUAAAAUGAUUGGAUGGGGUUUCCACGGGGUCACUGCAUGUGUUUAUUGUGAUUGCAGGAUUGAGACUCAAGACCAUCUGUUUGCAGAGUGCUACAGGUACAAGGAGUUAUUCAAAAUACUUUUUUCCAGAUUUUGCAAUAGGGUCUCUACAAACUUGUGGUCUACAGAACUUGCUUGGGCUGUUGACUCUUUCUCAAAAGUUGCUCCUCACUCAAGGGCUGGAAGAAUGAUUUGGCAAUCUAUGAUCAGUAAUAUUUGGAGGGUUCGUUGUUCUGUCAGGUUUGGAGGGACAGGUUUAAGUCUCAAUGAAGCUGAAAAACUUAUUAAGGAUGAAGUAAGGGUGGUGUGUGAAGAUGUGGAAGUGGUUGCUUUCUUUUAAGUGCCUCUGGUUUUUGUUGCUGCUCUUAAUUCUUGGCUCGAUAUAGAGAGGUUAUAGAGUUUCUUUGAGUUCAUUUUUCCUCAGUGGCAGGGGGUGUUGCCACAUAGUAACUGGUUUUUUGAUGAUUAAUAUAUAGCUAACCAUUCAUAAAAAAGAAUCAACUAUCAUUAUAAGUAUAUUCAAUUAUCAUUAUGUUUUCUAAUAAUUAAAUUAUUCUCUAAAGCAAAUAUAUCCUAUAAAUUAUGUUUAGUUGG